This is a messenger RNA of Tarenaya hassleriana, 1798 nucleotides long. Its product is annotated as scarecrow-like protein 13. The record is from RefSeq and is a predicted model, not a curated record. NCBI's taxonomy places the organism in Eukaryota, Viridiplantae, Streptophyta, Magnoliopsida, Brassicales, Cleomaceae. Gene Ontology annotation, biological process: regulation of DNA-templated transcription. Gene Ontology annotation, molecular function: sequence-specific DNA binding; DNA-binding transcription factor activity. Gene Ontology annotation, cellular component: nucleus.
AUAUUCCGAAGUCACCUCGUAUCGGAGGAACAAACUGGGCACCUCACGGAGACGAGAUUCUCUCAGAUUUUGAUUUUCCAGCAGCUGCAAUCUCAUCUCCGACAAGGGCCCAUCGUUCAUUGACUAACAGGAGGAUAAUGGCUGUGGUGCUACGUAUUGCUGGCGUUCUUGUCUCAUAAGCAUCAGACUGAGGCUGGGUUGACCAUGUUGUAUCCCCAACUCAACUGUUCAUCCCAGUUCCAAGUUACGGACAAUAACGUGUUUUCCGACAAAGAGACGAUCUUCACUCUUGAAUCCUCUGGUAUUCUUCCUGCAUAUGAUUCGCCCUCAGUGAGUGUCUCGUCUAGCCAGAGCCCUUUCUCUCCACAAGCUUCUAUGUCGUGCCUCUCGGAUGUACGUCUGUCCCUUGACAACGUGUCUGGAUCACCUUUGAGUGGGUCAUCUUCUUACACCUACGAUGAAGCUGCGUUCAAGAACAAGAUUCGAGAACCUGAAUUCUCCCUGACUAGUGGUGCAAAAGUUUCUGACUUGCUGGAUUUCAGCCCUGGGGCUACAAAUUCUUGGAGCUGGGAUGAACUCUUGGCCUUGACCCCACAGUUGGACUUGAAAGAAGUGCUGAUCGAGGCUGCUCGGGCGGUCUCAAACGGGGAUAUUGCUACAGCAUUUGGUUGCAUUGAUGUUUUGGACCAAAUGGUAUCUGUCUCAGGCGACCCGAUCCAACGGUUAGGGGCUUACAUGCUUGAAGGGCUGAGGGCAAGGCUCGAAGGCUCCGGAAGUAACAUAUACAAAGCUCUGAAAUGCAAAGAACCGACAGGAAGAGAACUGAUGUCUUACAUGAGCGUUCUCUAUGAAAUCUGCCCCUACUGGAAGUUUGCAUACGCGUCUGCGAAUGCUGCAAUCUUGGAAGCUAUGGCUGGCGAGCCUAGAAUCCACAUUAUUGAUUUCCAGAUUGCACAAGGAACACAGUACGUGUUUCUCAUCCAGGAACUGGCGAAACGGCCAGGAGGACCACCGUUGCUAUGUCUGACAGGUCUGGACGAUUCACAGUCCAAUUAUGCAUGUGGUGGAGGGCUCAGCUUGGUGGGCGAGAAGCUGUCAAGGGUUGCGGAGUCAUGUGGAGUGCCAUUUGAGUUCCAAGAUGGGAUCGUGUCUGGGUGCGAGGUUCAACGAGGACAUCAUCUUGAGAUCAAACCCGGGUUCGCCAUUGCUGUGAAUUUUCCGUAUGUGCUGCACCACAUGCCUGACGAAAGCGUGAGCAUUCACAAUCACAGAGACAGAGUAUUACAGCUAGUGAAGAGCCUCUCUCCGAAAAUAGUAACACUGAUAGAGCAAGAGUUGAAUACAAACACAUUGCCAUUUCUAUCGCGGUUUGUGGAGACAAUGGAUAACUACACAGCGAUGUUCGAGUCGAUAGAUGCGGGGAGGCGGCCACGGGAAGAUAAAGAGAGGAUAAGAGCGGAGGAACAGUGCGUGGCCAGAGAUAUAGUGAACAUGAUAGCGUGCGAGGGAGGAGAAAGAGUGGAAAGACACGAGUUACUGGGAAAAUGGAGGAUGAGAAUGAUGAUGGCUGGGUUUAUGCAACGUGAAGUGAGUUCGUCAGUGGCGUCAGCUGUGAAUGAAGUGUUAGUGAAGGGGUAUGAUAGUAAUUACAGGCUAAGUGCUGGAAGCCAUGGUGCAUUGUUUCUGCUGUGGAAGGGGAGAGCAAUGGCUACUUGUUCUGCUUGGAUUCCCAUUCCCCACAAUCAUGACCAAAUGUUUCAGUCCUGUAGGCUCUAAUAAUGUAUAGCAGAAAGCAAAG